This is a messenger RNA of Morus notabilis, 1571 nucleotides long. Its product is annotated as monodehydroascorbate reductase. The transcript is spliced from 11 exons. The coding region runs from base 89 to 1393 and encodes 434 amino acids. The record is from RefSeq and is a predicted model, not a curated record. Gene Ontology annotation, molecular function: flavin adenine dinucleotide binding; oxidoreductase activity, acting on NAD(P)H. Lineage: Eukaryota; Viridiplantae; Streptophyta; Magnoliopsida; Rosales; Moraceae. Gene Ontology annotation, cellular component: cytoplasm.
CUCUCAUUUUCCUUUGCAGAAACGAAAUAGGGAAACGAAAAAAGUCGCAUAGUAAAGAAGCUUUCUCUUUCUGAUCGAUCGGACUCCAAUGGCGGAAAAGAGCUUCAAGUACGUGAUCGUCGGCGGCGGAGUCGCGGCGGGAUAUGCAGCUAGGGAGUUUGCCAAACAGGGGGUGAAGCCAGGCGAGCUAGCUAUCAUCUCCAAAGAAGCGGUGGCUCCCUACGAGCGUCCUGCACUCAGCAAGGCAUAUCUGUUUCCCGAGUCCCCUGCUAGACUUCCAGGUUUCCAUGUGUGUGUUGGAAGUGGAGGAGAGAGAUUGCUUACUGAGUGGUACAAGGAGAAUGGUAUAGAAUUGAUCCUUAGUACUGAAAUAGUUAAAGCAGAUCUUGCUGGGAAAACUCUUAUAAGCGCAGCAGGGGAGUCCUUCAAGUAUCAGAUUCUGAUCAUUGCUACUGGCUCUACUGUCAUCAGAUUGGCAGACUUUGGUGUUCAAGGAGCUGACGCCAAAAACAUUUUCUACUUGAGAGAAAUUGAUGAUGCUGAUAAGCUUGUUGAAGCAAUUAGAGCAAAAAAGAAUGGGAAAGCUGUCAUUGUUGGAGGAGGAUAUAUUGGUCUUGAGCUUGGUGCAGCUUUGAGAAUUAAUAAUUUGGAAGUCAGCAUGGUUUACCCUGAACCUUGGUGCAUGCCCCGACUUUUCACCUCUGGUAUAGCUGCUUUCUAUGAGAGUUAUUAUGCAAACAAAGGAAUUAAAAUUAUCAAGGGGACUGUUGCAGUUGGUUUUAGUGCUAAUGAAAAGGGAGAGGUGACAGAAGUGAAACUCAAGGAUGGAACCGUGCUCGAAGCCGACAUUGUUGUUGUUGGUGUUGGAGGAAGGCCCCUUACAACACUAUUCAAGGGACAAGUUGAAGAAGAGAAAGGUGGCAUCAAGACUGAUGCUUUCUUCAAAACAAGUGUUCCUAAUGUAUAUGCUGUGGGAGAUGUGGCUACUUUCCCACUAAAAUUGUACAAUGAGCUCAGAAGGGUCGAGCAUGUCGACCAUUCCCGCAAAUCCGCUGAGCAGGCUGUUAAGGCCAUCAAGGCGAGUGAGGGGGUAGGUCCAGUCGAGGAAUAUGACUACCUCCCAUACUUCUACUCCCGCGCUUUCGAUCUGUCGUGGCAGUUCUAUGGCGACAAUGUUGGUGAGCCCGUGCUUUUUGGAGACAACAACCCUGCAUCUGCAAAGCCCAAGUUCGGCUCUUACUGGAUUAAAGAUGGCAAGGUUGUUGGAGCAUUCCUAGAGGGUGGCAAUCCCGACGAAAACAAGGCCAUUGCCAAAGUUGCAAGGAUCCAACCCCCUGUUGAGAGCCUAGACCAGGUCAAGAACGAAGGUCUUGCCUUUGCUAGCAAGAUUUAAACUUUUUCUUUGACAGGAAUAAGAUAAAAUGAUUUCCUACUAUUCAUUUCUAGAUUGGCUAUUGCCGGGCUUUCGUUUUUUCUUACAAGAGAUUGUUACUAUGUUGAUGAUUUGUUCCUCUUUAGAUUAUGUUUUGUUGAAAUGUGAUUAAGAAAUAAUUGCGUAUGUUCUGCGAGCA